GGGAAGGAGUCUCUUUUGUGUAGAGAGACCUUUGGAAGUGUGUCAGUGGUGCCAAGCCUCCUGUGAGCCAUGCCUUCUGUGUUUGGAAGCAAAUGCUUGAAAGAUGGUCAAGCUCCCUGCACAGAUGGGGAAAAGCUGAUGCAUGCAGAGAAAAGGUCUCCUGUGGAUGGAGUUGUUAAAAUCUUCCCCGCCGGGCGUGAGUUUUCUGCACUUGGAGAAGACAAGUGCCUCAAUGAUGACAAAUCUCCCAGAAAGUGCGAAGAAAAUGUUGGAAAUGGGAAAAACGCAGAAGAGACAACUGCUCAAAUGAAGUGGAUUCGCCCUGAUUUGCCCAGUAGGUGCACCUGGAGGCCAGGUGCUCCAAUGUCAGAGUCCCCACACAGUCAGCCACCACGUACUGAGCCGCCGAUAAUCCUCCCCAGCAUCCUUGGACACAUUGGAUACACACCUCUGGUUCGCUUGAACAAAAUCCCAAAGGAAUUUGGGUUAAAGUGUGAAAUGCUGGCCAAGUGUGAGUUCUUUAAUGCAGGAGGCAGCAUUAAAGACAGAAUCGCUCUGCGGAUGGUGGAGGAUGCUGAGAGAGACGGGACCCUCAAACCAGGAGACACAAUCAUUGAGCCUACUUCUGGAAACACAGGAAUUGGCCUUGCUCUCAUAGCGGCUGUAAAGGGCUACCGCUGCAUUAUUGCAAUGCCCGAGAAGAUGAGUAUGGAGAAAGUGGAUGUGCUGAAGGCUCUCGGGGCCGAAAUUAUCCGCACCCCUACAUCUGCAGCUUAUGACUCUCCGGAGUCUCACAUACGCACAGCUUGGAGGUUAAACAGUGAGAUUCCCAAUUCGCACAUUCUGGACCAGUAUCGUAAUGCCAGUAACCCCUUGGCUCACUAUGAUACAACAGCUGAGGAAAUCCUGGAGCAGUGUGAUGGUAAACUGGACAUGCUUGUGGCCGGAGCAGGCACAGGUGGUACGCUCACAGGUAUCGCUCGAAAGCUGAAGGAGAAGUGCCCCAAUGUCCAGAUAAUCGGUGUGGAUCCUGAGGGCUCUAUGCUGGUACACUCAGAAGAACAUGAAGGUGCUCAUUUUGAGGUUGAGGGUAUUGGAUAUGACUUCAUACCCACAGUGCUGCAGAGAUCUCUCGUACACAAGUGGUACAAAUCAAGUGAUAAGGACACAUUUAACAUGGCACGCAAACUAAUAAGAGAGGAGGGCCUUCUCUGUGGUGGAAGUUCUGGCUCUGCGAUGGCAGCGGCAGUGAAGAUGGCUCAGCAGCUCGAGGAAGGACAGCGCUGUGUGGUCAUCUUGCCCGACUCUGUCCGCAACUACAUGUCAAAGUUCCUCUGCGAUCAGUGGAUGUGUGAGAAAGGUUUCCUGGAGUGUCCGAAUGAGAUCAAACCCUGGUGGUGGAAUCUGACAGUCAAGAGGUUACACCUGUCCUCCCCCCUCACCUUUGCUCCAUUCCUGUCGUGCCAAAAAGUCAUCAGGAUCCUGAGAGAGAAGGCUUUCGACCAGGCCCCAGUCACUAAUGAAUCUGGUGAAAUCCUGGGGAUGGUGACUCUGGGAAGCAUCUUGACCAGUGUGCAGGAAGGAAAGGUCAAACUAUCAGAUCCAGUGAGCAUGGUGCUCUGCAAGGACUUCAAUCAGGUGUACCUGACAGACAACCUGGGGAAGUUAUCCUGCAUCCUCAACAGACAUAACUUUGCUCUGUUGGUGCAUGAUCACACCAAGUAUGAAGCGGAUGGUUCAGUUUGUCCGAGGCAGAUGGUGUUUGGCGUCGUGACAGCCAUUGACCUCCUGAACUUCAUCACCACACAUGAGGGGCAGGAUCACCCACAGUCCUAAUGUUCGCUGUCACACAGUCUGACAGGAAGUAGCUGGGAAUGGUUCCUGUUUUGAAGGAUUUCACCUCCUGAGCAAGAGACAGCAGCAUGGUUUAAUUAACUAGAUUAUUAAUAAUAUGAAUAAAAUAUUGUGACAUGUUGUUAGUCAUUUUGUUAAGUUUUUUGACAUUAUAGCUAUACUUAUAUAUCUUUUAAACCUUCAGUGAUUAGGAAGAUCUGACACAAAAGGAAAUAUAUUCUUUAUUUUAGUUUUAUGUUAGAAUAAUAAACAAUUACAAGAUUGUAGAAAAAAUGGCAGAUAUGUUAAUCUUUUAAGUAUGAUUUUUGCAGUUUAUGACUGAUGACAAACAGAUGAUUUAAAGUGUUUUAUAUUAAUUAAGAAGGAGUUGAUUUGAGCUCUGCUUAGUUCAGUGAAAUGACUUGCUUGGGUCAGAUCUUAGAAUAUCUAAAUGAGGAUAAAAACAAACUUUUUCAUUGUAAACUAACAAUGUUUUGAUUUUUAGAGUGUUUGAGCCCAAUGUGACUUUCUCUCUUUUAAAGUAUAGAAAUUGUCAAGUGUUUCAUCAUAAGGUGUCGUUCCUUCUAGUUCUGCUGCUGUCUUUGUUUUACUCUGUUUUAGUCUUG
Girardinichthys multiradiatus is the source of this 2459-nucleotide messenger RNA. It is a transcript of the gene cbsb, whose product is annotated as cystathionine beta-synthase b. The record is from RefSeq and is a predicted model, not a curated record. Bases 70 to 1836 code for a protein of 588 amino acids. Gene Ontology annotation, cellular component: cytoplasm. The transcript has 15 exons. NCBI's taxonomy places the organism in Eukaryota, Metazoa, Chordata, Actinopteri, Cyprinodontiformes, Goodeidae. Gene Ontology annotation, molecular function: cystathionine beta-synthase activity; cysteine synthase activity.